UCUUCCUCACGGCGCAUGCGUCACCUGUCGGGCUUCGCUAGAGCUGGGAACAUGGCGGCUCUUGAGGCGUCGGUCUGUGAACGCGACGCGGUGGGAGCUGAGGCGGGCGGGGGGACGGAGCUUCAGCCAGGGACCCAUACGGAGACCCACCGCGACCCCGCCGGCUGCGCCAAGGCCGUCGCCAAGGUCUCGUCCGACCAGUUCCUGGUGAGCCCCUACCACACCCGCCGCAUCGGGAACCCUGAAGACCUGGUGGAGCUCGCUCAGCAGGUGCAGAAGGCUGAUGAAUUCAUCAGAGCAAAUGCUACAAACAAGCUGAUAGUUAUAGCUGAGCAAAUCCGGCAUUUGCAAACACAGGCCAGGAAGGUAUUGGAAGAUGCUCAAAGAGACGCUGAACUGCACCAUGCAGCUUGUAAUAUGGUGAAAAAACCUGGAAAUAUUUACUACCUCUAUAAAAGGGAUAAUGGACAGCAAUACUUUUCCAUCCUUUCACCAAAGGAAUGGGGGGCAAGUUGUCCACAUGAUUUUCUUGGUGCCUACAAGCUUCAACAUGACCUCUCCUGGACUCCAUUUGACAACAUUGGGAAGCAAGAUGCUGAACUCGGCAUCAUGGACAAACUUUUGAGCCAGCAAAUGGCCCUGCCUGAAUGUACAGAGCCCAAUUUCCAGGGCCUCACCUAGUGACCAUGGACAAUGCCAAAUAGAAUGUGGGCCUGGCUAUGCUCGUCUUCUUAGCUUCCCUACAUCCUACUUUGUAGGAGUUGUGAGAAGUGAGAUGUGAUGUACACAUAUGAGUAUCUUGGAUGAAGACCCCCUGUGUGAAUUGAAGUAUAUUUAUCAACUCCAUUUUGGGCUUCACACUCCCUACCUUCAGAGAAUCCCCAACUAAACAAACAUGGGCCAGUAACCAUUAUAACACAUCACAACUCAUCCAGAUAGACAAAAUCCAUCGCUGUAACUACACUAGAGACUUUAUAGGAAAGAUAGGAAAUGUCACUUCCUUAAAAAGUUUGUAGACUACUGUUUAUACACAAAGGAAUCCGUUUUGCCAUCUCUUUUAACUCAGGAAAUUUACAAAUGGGACUAAGGUCAAGCAAAAGGCUUGCUUUUCUGUUUCUAUAAGUGAUGCUACCCUGUUCCAGAGAAUUUUAGGCUCAGUCAUUGUCCAAGGUCUCAGGAAUAUGUGCUAUGCAGAAUGGCAGAUAGAGUAAUGGGGCUGAUCAGAGAAGUGAUUCUAGUUUCCUUAAAGGGGAUGUCUGGUCUGCAUUUUCCCUAGCUCCUGUGGUCUUCUCAUUUGGGUAGAAAAUUGAGACAAGAGCCCUCAGCUCCUAAUCAGUGUUUUAGGAUCAUAGAUUUAGAGCCAGAAGUGACCUUCAGAAACCAUUGAAUCCAUCCCCCUUCUUUUACAGUAAGAUGGAGGAGGAGAAUGAGAUGUUAAAUGACUUACUCAGACUCUGAGGCAGUAGUUGAACCUAUUUCCCCCAUGAAGCCAUACGCCUUAUGGAUGGAGAUAGUUAAAUUCAUGUUAGCUUGCUUUGGGGAAAAAAUCCAGGCUAAACCAUGAGAGUGAUAGUGUGGGUCCGUUUCAAUUCCAAAUAUCAUGAAAGGAAGAGUUAACAAGAGAAUGGAAAUGAGGACUUUGGAGUUCUGUUUGCAUAGAAUUUAUUUUGCUUUUUUCAAUAGAAUUCAGAAUAUCUAGCCUCCUAAUCUUCUGUACCAUGGACUCAUAAGACUGAAAGAUUGAAGGACCUAAGAAAUCAUCUAGUCCAUCCAUAUUUGUUUAUGGACAUAAGAAAACUAAGACUGGUAGUUUCAAGGUGAUCAAUAUCACAUAGAUAGCAAGGCCAGGUUUCCAAUACAAGUCCUCUGAUUUCCAGUCCAGUACAUUUGAUGUUAUAUCAAGCUUUCUCUUAUAGUAGUGAUAGUAAACAGCAAGGGAAAUUCCUGAAGUUGGGAGCAAAUUGCCAAUUGCCUUCACUUAUGUAUAGCCACAGAACAAAUUAUAUGAGUAAUUUAGAUAAACUGAAGUAUGCACAAACCUAGUGUUGAGUUAGGAUAUUUUUUUCAGAAUUAUCCAGUUAAUUGCCCUAAUUAGUUGUUUUCUUUUUCCCCAGAAAAAAAAAACAACAACAAAAACCAUGUUUUGUAAAUAGGAUUCUCCUAGAUUUAUCCCUAGCUAAAAGUUCCCAUCAGUCUAGUUUCAAUUUGUAUUCAUUCGGUAACUGUUAAGUGCCUACAAGGAGUAUAACCACAGGUAAACUUGAGUAUCAUCCUCUGUGAUAUAGUUUGCUGUGAAGAGAUUAAGCUGUAUUUUAACUACAGAACUGCCACAACUCCUUGGAGAAUAGCACCUAUACUCCUAAACAUCUUAGAGUUUAGGGUCUUUCCCACUUAGCUGGAUUGACCAAUGAAUCACAUAUGGCUAGUCAAAGUCUAACAAAUUCAUCUGGAUUUUUUGGUAAAAUUAAGGCAUACAAAUCAGAGUUGGAACUGGAAAUAAUGAAGAGGGAACCAUGGGGGAGAAUGAAAACAUGGGCAGAGAGCCAAAGUAGAGAGCAACAGCAUAGUGCUGUAGCUACCUUUGAACCUAGAUCCAGAAUCAAAUCUGCUGGAAGGACUUUAAAAAAAUAGUUCUGUUCAUCAGGCUCAGUUUCUGGGAACUCAAAGUGAAAGCAGAUAAUAGGAAGGGAGAGCUAGUUUUUAUUUAAGGAAAUGCACUGAGUUCUCAGUAUACAUUGACCAUUAUCUCCCUGCUCUGAGCAUUGUAAUAGGAAAAAUUAGAACAUCUGCACUUUCUAUUAUAACAUCCCCUUGCCUGGCUAUGCCUUUGUCUGAUUAACCUCUUGGGGUCUUUCUAUCUACUGCAAGAAUUUGACAUGGAACCAUUCAGAGAAAUUUGAUGUUUAUUAAGUGCUGAUUGUCUAGAGCACUGUGCUGGACUCUGGGAUAGAAGGAUUAGAUGGAGCCUUGCUCUCAGAAUUUAUUAUAAAGAGAAGAUAUUGCUAAAAUAAACAUUACAGUCAAAUUUAUUCCUAUUACUGAUGGAAGGGAGGGAAUUAAGAAAAAAAAAUAAACGAGCUAAGAAAAUUUAGGGAUGAUUUAGCCAGAUGAAAUGCACCUAAAAAGAGCUAAUUAAACUGAACUUAUUUGAAGGCUUGAAUCUGAUCAAAAUGGCUCUAAGGGGAAAGAAAACUUACCAACAUUUAGCCAAUAAGCUCGAUGAUAUAGAAAGUUCCUACAAGAAUAAUCUAUAGGAAACUGAGAAACUAUAAAACUGUUAGGCCUCAGAUGUCUACAUUUUUAUAUACCAUAGCUAAUAGGGAGAAUUAGAGAGCUUAAUACAAAAGGUAAAUUUGAUGUAGGUAUCACUGAGCUUUAGUGAAAUGAGGCUGGACUAGAAUUUGGCUUUGGAAGAAAAGGUGUACUUUUUCAGAAGGAAUUCCAAUGGGAGUAACCUUACAUAUAAAAAGGUAGAUGAGGAAAUCUAGGAACUCAAGGCUGAAAACAUGGCAGCAUUUUAGAAAGAGAAUCAGUGGAGGCUAAAAAAAUGCAAUAUAGACAAUAGACAAAAGAUGAGUUUGACUAUCAAUAGGCAUUAAAUGCUUCUGAUAUCCCUGAACCAUGUUAAAUGCUGAGAAGACCAAAAAAAAAAAGUUCACAUUCUGAUGGGGGCAAAAAAUAUAAUCGACAAGAUACCUAAAAGAGAAGUAAAUGGAAGUUAAUCUGAAGAGGAGGAGGAGGAAGGGAAAUCAGGAAGUGGGGUAGAGGGGAGGAGGAUUCCAAGUAUAGGAGAAAGCCAGUGCAAAUGUAGAGAUGAGCAAUGGAAAGUCCUUACUAUGUGUCAGGUCCUGUCCCAUUUUAUUGCAAAUAUUUCACUUGUCACAACAUCCCUAGCUUUAUAAUUUAUUAUAGCUAAGGAAACAGGGUCACAUGAUCAGUAUCUGGUGCUGGAUAAGAACUUGUGUCUUCCUGAUUCCAAAUGUGGCUCUCUAUCAAGGCACUUGACUGCCUCCAGACCAUUGAAGGUAGGUAGAUCAUAAGAGUCCAGGGAAGGAGAUAAAAUGGAAGAAGACUGCCCUGGUAGGAAAGGGCUAGGUUGUGAAGAACUUUAUAUUUGAUCCUGGAGGUGGUAGAAGAUGGUUUGGAGUGAGAAAAAUUGAGGUAGGGUGCCCAACUCGAAGAUUAUUGGCAAUAGUUGAAAGGAGUAAUGAACAUCCAACCUAUCGUAAUGCCUCUGAAAGUGGAGAGAAAGGGAUCUAUAGGAAGGAGAUUGUAAAGAUAAAAAGAUUCAGCAAUGGAUUGGAUAAGUGAGAUGUGGGUGAGAAGUUGAAAAUGACACCAAGGUUGUGAACCUGAGCAAUUAAUAGUAUUUAUAUAGCACUUAAAGGUUUGCAAAGCUUCUUAGAAAAUGCUGCAUUUUAUCCUUACAGUGACCCUGAGGGGAGGUGCUAUUACCCUUAUUUUAUAGGUGAAACAGGCAGAAAGCCACUUGUUCAGAGCUAUGCAGCUAUUAUGUUUUUGAGGUAGGAUUUUCAAUCUCUCCAGUCCAUGUGUACUAAUAUCCAUUAUGCCAUCUAGCUGAGUGACUGGGAGGAUGGUGGUACCCUUGACAAUAAUAGGGAACUUUGUGGGGAGGGAGGGAGGGGGAAGAUGUUUUGUUGGGACCAUUUAUGUUUGUAAAUAAGCAAUUCAUGUAUUUUAAGAGAGUUUUGAUAAAUGGCUAGCCCAGGAAAGAGACUAGGGCUGAAUAUAUCAUUUGGGAAUUAUCUUACAUAUAGAUGAUAAUUGAACCUAAAGAGCUGAUGAGCUUACUCAGACAAGGCCUAGUACAGAACAUUAGUUGAUAGUCAUGAUUUGGGGGGUUGAGGAGGAGGAACAUGACAUGGAUGAAGAACUAGCAAAUGAGAUUAAAGAAUGAUCAGAUAGAUGGAUGAUGAGGAAAGAACAUGAAAAUUCAGAGAAGAGAAUAUUAAAUAGGGAAAAGUCAUUAGCAGUGUCAAACAGUGAAGAAAAGUAAAGAUGAAGAUUUGGGAAAAGGACCAUUAUAUUUGGCAGAUCAUGGGUACCUUAGGAGCUGACAAUUGAUGUCAUCACUUGAAUGAUGAGGUCAAAUGCCAUACUGCAAGGGUUUAGAAAAGAGGAAAUGGAGGCAACUAGUACAGGUGGCUUUCUCAUGAAUUAGCAGGUUACAAACCUGGAUGGAAGGCACUUUGAUCAUGCAGAUGUCUGCUGGAGUGCUUUUUCUGCUGAAAGAAUUGACAAAAAUCUUGGCUUGUCUUAUUGUUUUCAUUAUUUAAAAGGAGUAGGAAGCCAAAAGGAAUUGGUAUUCUAGAUUUGAUUCUUUUCAAUAAGGAGGAACAGAUUAUUUAAAUAGAAAUGGUGGGCAUCUGAGGUGCAAAUGAUUAUUAUGGAAUUUAUGAACUAAGCAAAAUCUGUCAUGGACUCUAAACUGUGAGAAAAUAGAUUACAAAGUAUUAAUAGAAAAGUAAGGAAAAAUUCCACAUAGGAAAGGUGAACAACUGGUUAAGAAAAUUAUAUUUUAAUGUUUGGACACAGCUUAAAGUACAGGAAUGAUAGGCUUUUAGCCAGGCAGCCGAUAAGUGCUGAGUACUGGGGAUACAAAGAAAGACAAAAAGACAGUUUUGCCCUUAAAGAGCUCACAUUCCAAAAGGAAACUACCUAUCAAAAACUAGGUACAUAAAGAUAUGUACACAAUAGAUGGAAGGUACAGAGCGCAGCUUCUUAUACUUUUAUUAUUCACAACCCUUUUUUGCCCGAGUUUUUACACAAGCUUAGCUAUAUAAGUAUAUAAAUCAAAUAUUGAUAAUUCCCACAUUCAGUUACAAGACUUCAUAUGAAAUUAUACCCCAAAAUUUAAGAAGCUUUGAUAUAGAGUACAGAGCACCAUCUUGUCAAUCUGACCAUGAGAACUUCAAAAUGAAAAGGGCGAAAAAAGAAAAUUGCCCUCUAGAAAGACAUUUUGAAGAGAUGAUUCCAGUGAGGAA
Sarcophilus harrisii (Tasmanian devil) is the source of this 6005-nucleotide messenger RNA. It is a transcript of the gene C3H1orf50, whose product is annotated as chromosome 3 C1orf50 homolog. NCBI's taxonomy places the organism in Eukaryota, Metazoa, Chordata, Mammalia, Dasyuromorphia, Dasyuridae. The transcript has 5 exons. The record is from RefSeq and is a predicted model, not a curated record. The coding region runs from base 16 to 681 and encodes 221 amino acids.